CCAAUAUUAUUAUUAUUCCAUGCCACCAUUAUUUCUCAACAGCCGAGCUUCCAUUCUCACGGGCCUUUCUCAUGGAGGAGCUGAUGAAGAACACGAGUGCCACUAACUGGCCAUCAAAUGGCACUGAAGAUGAUAAUGAUGAGCUUCUAAGAGAACUUCUAGACGAUGCGUCACCAUUCUUACUACUGCCACAACAGCCGGCGAGUGAUCAAUGCAAAUCCAGCCCUUCCGAUACUGAACCAACCGCAGUUAACAGCCGCGCCUCCUCCGCCACCCCCGGCGGAGAGGUUGAAUUCGGCGCUUCGCCGGAUACAACCUGUACCACAACGUUUCGCAUGAUUUCGAUAUUAGAGAAGGGUUGGAGUAAGGUAGAGAACAAGUACACUCUGAAGAUCAAGAGCUGGGGUACGGCCAUGGCCGACGAUGGCUAUAAAUGGAGGAAGUACGGCCAGAAAUCUAUCAAGAACAGCCCAUAUCCCAGGAGCUACUACAAGUGCACGAACCCCAGAUGCAGCGCCAAGAAGCAGGUCGAGAGAUCCAGCGACGACCCGGAAACGCUCAUCGUCACCUACGAAGGUCUGCACCUCCACUACACCUACCCAUUUUUCCUCCUCAGCGAGUCGCCGCCGCCGCCGCCGCCGCCGCCAGCCGGGGCGAAGAAGCUGAAAAUCGGCCAGGCGGCGUCGGGAAGGCCGGAAGAAAAGUCUCCGGCGGGGCCGCUCCGUGAAUCGUCUUCUGGGGACUGUGAUCAACAAGAGGGAAUUACGUUUGCAGCCCCACAAGGCUUGCUCGAAGAUGUUGUGCCUCUGAUGAUCAGAUACCCAUCAAACAACUGCCCCUCCAACUCCUCUAAUUCCUCCUCUUCUGAUCCUUCUCCACUCCCCAAUUCUCCUUCCUCUCUUUCUUGGUCGCCCCUAGCUAAUUAUUCAUCUUCAUGCUUUAAUGUUGGGUUGUGAGCCAGCUCUGGUGUUGGCCGAUGAUAUCUAAUUAAUGUAAAUUAAUAAGAAUAUUCAUAAGGUAUUAAAUUUUCAUCUUACUGCGAGUGUUAUGUUGUAGAAUAAUGAUUUUUGUGAUAAUGAUUUUUGUAUGUGAUUUUUAAUUUGUAUUGACACUUAUAUGUAUGGGUGUU
Molecule: messenger RNA, 1129 nt
Organism: Diospyros lotus (date-plum)
Lineage: Eukaryota; Viridiplantae; Streptophyta; Magnoliopsida; Ericales; Ebenaceae
Product: probable WRKY transcription factor 49
Biological process (GO): regulation of DNA-templated transcription
Molecular function (GO): sequence-specific DNA binding; DNA-binding transcription factor activity
Source: RefSeq, a predicted model, not a curated record